Messenger RNA from Perognathus longimembris pacificus (Pacific pocket mouse), 3346 nucleotides. RefSeq names its product ZFP62 zinc finger protein (gene Zfp62). Lineage: Eukaryota; Metazoa; Chordata; Mammalia; Rodentia; Heteromyidae. The transcript has a single exon. The record is from RefSeq and is a predicted model, not a curated record. Bases 268 to 2556 code for a protein of 762 amino acids.
GGCAAAGCCAGGAAUGCAACCCAUAUAAAGACAGAACAGGAAGAUGAGGCAUCUGAGAGAAUCUUCCACCUGAGCGCGACGCACAUCACACUGCAGGCUGCCCUGGCCGGACAGAAAAGCAGUGGGCAGGGCAAGCGUGUGGAGACCGUUAAUGGAAGCUCUCACUCCAGUCUGCAGCACCACUCCAGUGCUGUGAAGAAAUCACAUAAUUGUGAGGAGUGUGGGAAAUCCUUCAAAUACAACUCGCGCCUCGUUCAGCACAGAAUUAUGCACACGGGGGAAAAGCGCUACGAGUGCGACGACUGCGGGGGGACCUUCCGGAGCAGCUCCAGCCUCCGCGUCCACAAGCGGAUCCACACCGGGGAGAAGCCCUACAAGUGCGAGGAGUGCGGGAAAGCCUACAUGUCCUACUCCAGCCUCAUCAACCACAAGAGCACCCACUCCGGGGAGAAGAACUGCAAGUGCGACGAGUGCGGGAAGUCCUUCAACUACAGCUCCGUGCUGGACCAGCACAAGCGGAUCCACACGGGCGAGAAGCCCUACGAGUGCGGCGAGUGCGGCAAGGCCUUCCGGAACAGCUCCGGACUCCGCGUCCACAAGCGGAUCCACACGGGGGAGAAGCCCUACGAGUGCGACACGUGCGGGAAGACCUUCAGCAACAGCUCCGGCCUGCGGGUCCACAAACGCAUCCACACGGGCGAGAAGCCCUACGAGUGCGACGAGUGCGGCAAGGCCUUCAUCACCUGCAGGACCCUGCUGAACCACAAAAGCAUCCACUUCGGAGACAAGCCGUACAAGUGCGACGAGUGCGAGAAAUCCUUCAACUACAGCUCUCUCCUCAUCCAGCACAAAGUCAUCCACACCGGGGAGAAGCCCUACGAGUGCGACGAAUGCGGGAAGGCCUUCCGGAACAGCUCCGGCCUCAUCGUGCACAAGCGGAUCCACACGGGGGAGAAACCUUACAAGUGCGAGGUCUGCGGCAAGGCAUUCAGCUACAGCUCAGGGCUCGCGGUCCACAAAAGCAUCCACCCUGGGAAGAAAGCCCACGAGUGUAGGGAGUGUGGCAAAUCCUUCAGUUACAACUCCCUGCUGCUCCAGCACAGGACGAUUCACACCGGAGAGAGACCCUUCGUAUGUGACGUGUGCGGGAAGACUUUCCGAAACAACUCCGGCCUCAAAGUCCACAGGAGGCUCCACACCGGGGAGAAGCCCUACGAGUGCGACGUGUGUGGGAAAGCCUACAUCUCACGCUCCAGCCUUAAAAACCACAAAGGAAUCCAUCUAGGGGAGAAGCCCUACAAAUGCAGCUACUGUGAGAAGUCCUUCAACUACAGCUCUGCCCUGGAACAACACAAAAGGAUCCACACGAGGGAGAAGCCCUUUGGGUGUGACGAGUGUGGCAAAGCCUUCAGAAACAAUUCAGGCCUUAAAGUCCAUAAGCGAAUCCACACCGGCGAGAGACCUUACAAAUGCCAAGAGUGCGGGAAAGCCUACAUCUCGCUCUCCAGCCUUAUAAACCAUAAAAGUGUCCACCCCGGGGAGAAGCCCUUCAAGUGCGACGAGUGUGAGAAAGCCUUUGCCACACACCGAACCCUUCUAAACCACAAAAAGAUCCACCUUGGGGAGAAGCCGUACAAGUGUGACGUGUGCGAGAAAUCCUUUAAUUACACGUCACUCCUUUCUCAACACAAGAGAGUCCACACUCGAGAGAAACCCUAUGAGUGUGACAGGUGCGAGAAGGUCUUUCGAAACAACUCAAGCCUUAAAGUCCAUAAGAGAAUCCACACCGGGGAGAAGCCCUACGAAUGUGACGUGUGCGGAAAAGCCUACAUCUCACACUCGAGCCUUAUUAACCAUAAAAGCACCCACCCCGGCAAGACACCGUACACGUGCGACGAGUGUGGAAAAGCCUUCUUCUCAAGCAGAACUCUGCUAAGCCAUAAGCGGGUUCACCUCGGAGAGAAGCCCUUCAAGUGCGGCGAGUGCGGGAAGUCUUUCAGUUACAGCUCGCUCCUUUCUCAGCACAAGCGGAUCCACACGGGGGAGAAGCCCUUCGUCUGCGACUGGUGCGGGAAGGCCUUCCGGAACAGCUCCGGCCUCACCGUGCACAAGAGGAUCCACACGGGGGAGAAGCCCUACAGGUGCGAGGAGUGUGGGAAGGCCUACAUCUCACACUCCAGUCUUAUCAACCAUAAAAGUGUCCACUGUGGGAACCAACCCUAUAACUGUGAGUGUGGGAAAUCCUUCAAUUAUAGAUCUGUCCUGGACCAGCACAAAAGGAUCCACACGGGAAAGAAGCCAUACCGAUGCAAUGAGUGUGGGAAGGCCUUUAAUAUCAGAUCCAACCUCACCAAGCACAAAAGAAUCCACACGGGAGAGGAAUCUUCCCAUAUAGUGACUAUGGUAAAUUACAGUGGCCCAUCCCAGAAGAGAAUCUAUGAGGGAGGGAAUGUUCUGGAAGGGACCAGGAUGAGGAUUCCCCUGUGGGAGGCAGAGCUUACCAAUUCUGAAAGAACUCAAAUGGAAGAAAAACCUUAUGGAUGUAUGAAUUUCUGAGGUCCUUCUUAAUGGCUUGUAGUUUCCAUAGUAUAAAUGAAAUUCUAGAUCACUAUGAGUAAUUCUGUUUUCCAGUCGUAGCCAGCGAGGAUGGCGCCAGUGUCAAGAUAGCCGAGACAUUUUGGACUAUAAAAGUAGUCCACACUGGGGAUAAAAGCUAUCAAGGAGAUGGGAUAUUUUUUAAAUUCUUAAAACAAGUAGACAUUUCUGGACAUAAAAUAUGCAGAUGAGGAAAGGACUUCAUUUAUAAAUCAGAGUCACCAUCAUAAGAUUCCUAUUUGGGUAAAUUAUGUAGAGAUACAUUACGAGUAGAAAUGUAGGAAAUUCAGGAAUAGCUUUGAAUCCCAAUCUCACUUUGACCAGCGGGAGGAAAAAUACAAGGACCCCCAAAAGGCAAAUUCAGGGACAGAAAGGCUUCAGGGAGUAUAAAUGUGUUAGUGAUCAUGAAUUAUGAUAACUGAAUAAAAAAUUUGUUUCCUUGUAAGAAAAGCAAGCAUAAAAUUAACAGGAAGUAGGAAAGACUCAAAAUGCAAAUUGAUUAGAAGAUAGUGUCACAAUACGCUUAAUUGAAUGGGUAAAACUUCUAGACUUUCAAAUGAAUCCCCUUAGUGGAUGAUAAAUGUGUGAUGUUUGAAAACAUGGAAGGUUCAGUUGUGGAGAGGAUUUAUGCAUCUUCAAUAACGGAACACGUCUUCAACAUGACUUUGCACCUUACAGAAAAAAAAUGAUUCAGGGAUUCCUAUGAAUAGAAAUGUUGGGAAGUAGGCAUUCUAUUACAAGAGCUACAAAA